AUGUUUUCUAGUUGUAUGUCAUUAAGAGGAAAUACAUCUUUAAUUUUACCGAUUGGAUUUGGAUAUCUACCAGAAAAAGUUCUAUUGAACAUAUUCCAAUAUUUCGAUGAAACUGAACUGAGAACAACGAUCAUUCCGGUAUGUCAACAAUGGAGAACGGCCGCGGAACAUCCAAGUCUUUGGAAUACGUUAAAAUUUCAAGGAAUAUCGAUAAGUACUUCGGUUAUUUGUCUCAAAAUAAGGCAAUUCAAUACAGCGGAAACCAUAAUUAUUAAGGAAAUUAAAGAGCCGUUGAUAGUUUUGAGACAGAUCUGUCGGUACGCUCAAAACUUGGUGAGAAUUAGUUUACGACACUGUCAUGAGGUAGUCGAAGAUUCACUCAGACAUCUAAUUGUGUCUUGCAAGGUGUUGAAGGAAUUGGAUUUGAAAGGAACAAAAUUCAAAUCUCUAAUAUUCUGUGUUGAAUUGGCAUUUUGCCAAUCGUUGUCUUCAGUCAAUUUCAGUGAUAAUCCAUACCUAACGAUAUCCCAUAUCACUUCAAUAAUCAUGAACUGCAGAAAAUUGAAUGGUUUCCAUAUUUCAACGUUCAAACCGAUUAAUAGAAUAUACUUGAUAGAUGCCGAUAUUUAUUUUCUAACCAACCACACUGCGAAUUCUCUGCAAUCUUUAUCUUUAGAUUGCUCUAAUUUGGGAAAUGGAAGUUUUUCAUCUAUCUUGCAAUGCAAAAACUUGCAGUACUUGUGCUUGAAUUUCGCCUAUAAUUUCGAAGGAUGUGAUUUCCAAAACUUAUGGAAAACUUUGAGAAAACUCAAAACUUUGAAGGUAAGAUUUGGUCACCAAAUUACUGAUGUUAAUAUUAAGAAUCUUUUCGAACAAGGAAAAGAUUCACUUGAAAAAUUAGAAGUGAUAGAUUUUACGGGAUGUUCCAAAAUUAGUAACUUUGGAAUAAAAGCGAUAGCUCAAAGUUGUACUAAUUUAAAACAACUCAUACUUAGAAACUGCAAAAAUAUAUUUUCAAUAGAUGAUAUAUUGAAAAAAUGCUCUAAUUUGGAAAUGCUCAAUAUCGCAUUCUGCACUAAUCUUAAUAUUUAUACAAUCUUUGAACUGAAAACUCUUCGAAUACUAUUUAUAAGCGAUGAAAAAAAAUUAAAGUAUUUUAUCGAUUGUCUCAAGAAUAAAAAUAAAAAUUUAAAAUUGAAAAUAUGUGAUUCGGAAUUCAAUAAAAGUUUUCGGAAUAUAUAAAAUUAUUGUUUGCUGUUGCUUCAUGUUGAUCUUCAAGCUUAAUUGCUUUAACUAAUCCUCUAAAGAAGCCUGUCUUCAUAAAUUUGUUGAUGAACCUUACACUCUGCAUACAGAAAAUUCUUGGAGAAUAUACUCCAUAGAAGGAGAAAAUCAAAACAGCUCUCGGAAAGGUCAUUCCACACUUGAUGCUAUCGAUCUCGUCAUCAGUAUGCAUAGGAAGCAACGUCAUGAGUCUAAUGGAAAGAGGUAACGCUUCACAUAAAGAAUGCCUCUCAACACAGCCAGAUGGGAUUGCAUAAUGGCUCUUCCUAAGAUAGGUGUGUCAGGAUACCUACAGAAGAUAGUAGUCAGCUACUCCACAGACAGAAUCCUCAAAUACAACACAGAAAACGACCUCAAGGAGUACAAAGUCAUGGGAGAGGUACCUCAAAGCUUAAUACUAGGUCCUCUCUUAAGGUACAUCAAGCGCUACUAAAAUUGAUUCCACUGUGGAAUGCUAACUUGUAGCAUUUGUAAUAAUCAUGGAAAGCACUAUAUCACAUAUGAUAUAGUGAUCUAAAAGAUCUCUAGGUGGAGGGACUCAGUCGGCCUGAAACUAGCAAAGCAAAAAAUAGAGGCUGUGUUGAUUAUCAAAUGGAAAAAAGUGGAAACUAUGCCAUCUGGGCCGACGCAUUACAGUGGUGGGAACCAGGAAGUAGGAUCGCUUGGGUUUAUCGGUUAAGUUUCCAGGUAGGGAUGGCGAUUGCUUAUUAGGGCUCGGCAGAUAUUCUUCGUGGUGACUCUCAUUCUAUGACGAAUAUCUUCGUUUAAAUGUGCCACAGAAAUCACUUUGUUAUUUGACACAACCUCAAAGGAAAAAGUAUAUAGAUGUUAAAUCGGGACUAUCCUGAAGACCAAUUGGGCAGGAAAAAAUUCACGAACUCGUGGCAGAGAUCAAUUGGUCAUGUGUGAAGUUACUUCGUCCUGCUCUUUGAUUGCAACCAUUGAAGUUUUGCAGUUCGGGCGUCAAGAAGUCUUCUAACAUCUGCACAUAACGAUCCGCCGAAUUCAUUGUAAUUGUGCUUAUGCAUCACCUUUCAUCUUCAAAAAAGCGAGUGUAUAAUUUCUCACGCUGAUAUGGCAGCCCAUAUAGUUAUUUUAGGCGAAUGUAAGGGUUUCUGAUAUUUGUGUUUUUGAUUUGUUGCAUUCAAGUAGCGGCAAUUUUACUUGCUGACGUGUCAAUUAAGAUAAAAAUUAACUUUAUCCCAAAACAAAAAGUUUGUAAACGUUGGAAAGCUAUCAAUCAUCUGGUUUACAAACUCAAGCUUCUGAACUGCAUCCUAAGGCUUCAAUUCUUGCAAAGACACUUUUAAUACUAUAUUAUUUAAUAUUGAUGAAUUCUUAAUUUGGAAAACAUUUGAGGAACUAAUAAUUAUUUGUAAUUCCUUAUAUUCCAUAAACUUUA
Messenger RNA from Diorhabda sublineata, 2686 nucleotides. RefSeq names its product F-box/LRR-repeat protein 7-like. NCBI's taxonomy places the organism in Eukaryota, Metazoa, Arthropoda, Insecta, Coleoptera, Chrysomelidae. The transcript is spliced from 2 exons. The record is from RefSeq and is a predicted model, not a curated record. Gene Ontology annotation, molecular function: protein binding. Bases 1 to 1242 code for a protein of 413 amino acids.